Schistocerca americana (American grasshopper) is the source of this 3453-nucleotide messenger RNA. Its product is annotated as sarcoplasmic reticulum histidine-rich calcium-binding protein-like. The coding region runs from base 1 to 3453 and encodes 1150 amino acids. Lineage: Eukaryota; Metazoa; Arthropoda; Insecta; Orthoptera; Acrididae. The record is from RefSeq and is a predicted model, not a curated record. The transcript has 3 exons.
AUGACCGUCUGUCUAGUGCUAGUCACACUAGAGCAUGAUGAUGACCACGACAGCCACGCCGAUGACCACGACAGCCACGCCGAUGACCACGACAGCCACGCCGAUGACCACGACAGCCACGCCGAUGACCACGACAGCCACGCCGAUGACCACGACAGCCACGCCGAUGACCACGACAGCCACGCCGAUGACCACGACAGCCACGCCGAUGACCACGACAGCCACGCCGAUGACCACGACAGCCACGCCGAUGACCACGACAGCCACGCCGAUGACCACGACAGCCACGCCGAUGACCACGACAGCCACGCCGAUGACCACGACAGCCACGCCGAUGACCACGACAGCCACGCCGAUGACCACGACAGCCACGCCGAUGACCACGACAGCCACGCCGAUGACCACGACAGCCACGCCGAUGACCACGACAGCCACGCCGAUGACCACGACAGCCACGCCGAUGACCACGACAGCCACGCCGAUGACCACGACAGCCACGCCGAUGACCACGACAGCCACGCCGAUGACCACGACAGCCACGCCGAUGACCACGACAGCCACGCCGAUGACCACGACAGCCACGCCGAUGACCACGACAGCCACGCCGAUGACCACGACAGCCACGCCGAUGACCACGACAGCCACGCCGAUGACCACGACAGCCACGCCGAUGACCACGACAGCCACGCCGAUGACCACGACAGCCACGCCGAUGACCACGACAGCCACGCCGAUGACCACGACAGCCACGCCGAUGACCACGACAGCCACGCCGAUGACCACGACAGCCACGCCGAUGACCACGACAGCCACGCCGAUGACCACGACAGCCACGCCGAUGACCACGACAGCCACGCCGAUGACCACGACAGCCACGCCGAUGACCACGACAGCCACGCCGAUGACCACGACAGCCACGCCGAUGACCACGACAGCCACGCCGAUGACCACGACAGCCACGCCGAUGACCACGACAGCCACGCCGAUGACCACGACAGCCACGCCGAUGACCACGACAGCCACGCCGAUGACCACGACAGCCACGCCGAUGACCACGACAGCCACGCCGAUGACCACGACAGCCACGCCGAUGACCACGACAGCCACGCCGAUGACCACGACAGCCACGCCGAUGACCACGACAGCCACGCCGAUGACCACGACAGCCACGCCGAUGACCACGACAGCCACGCCGAUGACCACGACAGCCACGCCGAUGACCACGACAGCCACGCCGAUGACCACGACAGCCACGCCGAUGACCACGACAGCCACGCCGAUGACCACGACAGCCACGCCGAUGACCACGACAGCCACGCCGAUGACCACGACAGCCACGCCGAUGACCACGACAGCCACGCCGAUGACCACGACAGCCACGCCGAUGACCACGACAGCCACGCCGAUGACCACGACAGCCACGCCGAUGACCACGACAGCCACGCCGAUGACCACGACAGCCACGCCGAUGACCACGACAGCCACGCCGAUGACCACGACAGCCACGCCGAUGACCACGACAGCCACGCCGAUGACCACGACAGCCACGCCGAUGACCACGACAGCCACGCCGAUGACCACGACAGCCACGCCGAUGACCACGACAGCCACGCCGAUGACCACGACAGCCACGCCGAUGACCACGACAGCCACGCCGAUGACCACGACAGCCACGCCGAUGACCACGACAGCCACGCCGAUGACCACGACAGCCACGCCGAUGACCACGACAGCCACGCCGAUGACCACGACAGCCACGCCGAUGACCACGACAGCCACGCCGAUGACCACGACAGCCACGCCGAUGACCACGACAGCCACGCCGAUGACCACGACAGCCACGCCGAUGACCACGACAGCCACGCCGAUGACCACGACAGCCACGCCGAUGACCACGACAGCCACGCCGAUGACCACGACAGCCACGCCGAUGACCACGACAGCCACGCCGAUGACCACGACAGCCACGCCGAUGACCACGACAGCCACGCCGAUGACCACGACAGCCACGCCGAUGACCACGACAGCCACGCCGAUGACCACGACAGCCACGCCGAUGACCACGACAGCCACGCCGAUGACCACGACAGCCACGCCGAUGACCACGACAGCCACGCCGAUGACCACGACAGCCACGCCGAUGACCACGACAGCCACGCCGAUGACCACGACAGCCACGCCGAUGACCACGACAGCCACGCCGAUGACCACGACAGCCACGCCGAUGACCACGACAGCCACGCCGAUGACCACGACAGCCACGCCGAUGACCACGACAGCCACGCCGAUGACCACGACAGCCACGCCGAUGACCACGACAGCCACGCCGAUGACCACGACAGCCACGCCGAUGACCACGACAGCCACGCCGAUGACCACGACAGCCACGCCGAUGACCACGACAGCCACGCCGAUGACCACGACAGCCACGCCGAUGACCACGACAGCCACGCCGAUGACCACGACAGCCACGCCGAUGACCACGACAGCCACGCCGAUGACCACGACAGCCACGCCGAUGACCACGACAGCCACGCCGAUGACCACGACAGCCACGCCGAUGACCACGACAGCCACGCCGAUGACCACGACAGCCACGCCGAUGACCACGACAGCCACGCCGAUGACCACGACAGCCACGCCGAUGACCACGACAGCCACGCCGAUGACCACGACAGCCACGCCGAUGACCACGACAGCCACGCCGAUGACCACGACAGCCACGCCGAUGACCACGACAGCCACGCCGAUGACCACGACAGCCACGCCGAUGACCACGACAGCCACGCCGAUGACCACGACAGCCACGCCGAUGACCACGACAGCCACGCCGAUGACCACGACAGCCACGCCGAUGACCACGACAGCCACGCCGAUGACCACGACAGCCACGCCGAUGACCACGACAGCCACGCCGAUGACCACGACAGCCACGCCGAUGACCACGACAGCCACGCCGAUGACCACGACAGCCACGCCGAUGACCACGACAGCCACGCCGAUGACCACGACAGCCACGCCGAUGACCACGACAGCCACGCCGAUGACCACGACAGCCACGCCGAUGACCACGACAGCCACGCCGAUGACCACGACAGCCACGCCGAUGACCACGACAGCCACGCCGAUGACCACGACAGCCACGCCGAUGACCACGACAGCCACGCCGAUGACCACGACAGCCACGCCGAUGACCACGACAGCCACGCCGAUGACCACGACAGCCACGCCGAUGACCACGACAGCCACGCCGAUGACCACGACAGCCACGCCGAUGACCACGACAGCCACGCCGAUGACCACGACAGCCACGCCGAUGACCACGACAGCCACGCCGAUGACCACGACAGCCACGCCGAUGACCACGACAGCCACGACGAUGACCACGACAGCCACGACGAUGACCACGACAGCCACGACGAUGACCACGACAUCCACGGGGGCCAGCGGUGA